Vigna unguiculata (cowpea) is the source of this 1420-nucleotide messenger RNA. Its product is annotated as paramyosin-like protein. The record is from RefSeq and is a predicted model, not a curated record. Gene Ontology annotation, biological process: Golgi to plasma membrane transport. Lineage: Eukaryota; Viridiplantae; Streptophyta; Magnoliopsida; Fabales; Fabaceae.
UGCAUUUUUAAGCCUUUGAUUAAAUGUGUAGCGAGAAAGAACAGAAACAGUGAAACAGUCUACCAGAGCAUGGACGAGAAAGACUUAAACUCAAGCACCGUCCAGAAGAUUCUAGAUCUUCUCUACGCCGCCGGCUUCGUCCACACGACAGACUCCGAUGCGCCACCGUCUGAAAAAGUCGCCGCCGGUCUCUCUCAGUGCAUCGCCGCCAUAACAGACCAGGACAAAACACUCGGCAUCGAGGAAUCUUUAGAAUUAGUUGGAUGCCCGCACCCUCUUCGACUCUCUCAUGUCCAAGAUCUCGAUGUCGAUGCUCUUUUUCCAGUAAUUCAGUGGCUUACGUCACACCUUCCGCAAAAUCAAGAACACCGUGCCGGCGAGGUUUCUCAUGCUGAAAAUACUGUUGAAGUGGAUGAGUGCAGGGCUUCGAUUAAGGCAUUGAGUGGCAACUUGGAUGAUCUGAAUCAGCAGAAGAUGAACGUUGUGAAGCAAUUAACUACUCUACAAGAGAGAAUCUGUAAUGAGGGUGCUGAUUCUGCGGCACAGAAGUUAAUUUCUUUAAUGACGUCUUUGAAGGAUCUUGAAAAGCAGGAAAAUUACUUUCAGUCCUAUCGUGAUUGUAAACACUCAGAACUUCAAGCUGAUAUCAGUGAAUUAGAGAGGCAAAUUACAAAUUACAGUGAUAACAAGAAUCUAUCUGAUGGACUACGUAAUUCUUAUAGUGAAUUAGUUGAAAAAGUCGAUUUGAUGAAAAAGCAACUUGCUGCUAGAUUGAGGAAUAUUGUAGCACUAAGACGUCAGAUUGAUGACCUCCCGUGCCAAUCAGAAGUCAUCCAGUAUGAAUAUCGGCUCUCUGAACUGUAUGCUCAAAUCCAGGGAAAACAUCGACAAACUCAUAAGUACUAUGCUACCUACAAUGCUCUCUUGGAAAUAAAAGUAUUGAUGUUAAAGGAAACAUCUUUGCUGAAUUCGAUCAUUUCUCAGUUUCAAGAGGCCUUUAGCAGCACCGAUGGGCGUAUCAAACUAGUUCAUUCCAUGGAAGGAAUUGUCAAGGGAAGUCAACAGAAGCUAGAAAAAGUUGAUGUAGGACUUCAAGAAGAACAAAAAAUCCGCAAUGAUCUGAAGGGUAGGUAUGCUGCAGCAGUCGGUGAAAGGAAGCGCUGCUACUACCUGUCGAAAGCUUUUCAGGCCCAAUGUGCGAAGGAGAAUGAGAAUUGCCCACAAGACAAAUGAAAAGUUCACAAAACAAAUUAUUGCAGUUCAUGCUCACAGAACAAGAUGUAUGUGUUUGUAGGUAUGACAUGAGUUGUAGUUAUCAUGUUUCACAUUCAUUCAUUCUUAUUUGCAAUUUUAUUUCAAACUGAUAUAAACCACUCUUUAUGUUUAGAAUUAUUUUUUUAUACGAGAUUUUUGUAACUAA